Messenger RNA from Malaya genurostris, 1313 nucleotides. Its product is annotated as merozoite surface protein 2. The coding region runs from base 219 to 1226 and encodes 335 amino acids. The record is from RefSeq and is a predicted model, not a curated record. NCBI's taxonomy places the organism in Eukaryota, Metazoa, Arthropoda, Insecta, Diptera, Culicidae. The transcript is spliced from 7 exons.
CCACAAAUCGCGAUCGUAGACAUUCAGUGCGAGUCGAUCUUUCGAGCGCGCAGCAACGUUGUUGUCGAUUAUCAGAAACUAGGUAUCAAGUGGAAAAAUUACUUCCAAGUGUUACGAGAUUAGGUUGCAGUGAUAGUGAAUCAGUUUCCGUGUAUCUCAAUUUGUUCCUUUAGUGUAAAGAAUAUUGCACAAGUAGUAGAUCAACGAUAAAUUACAGUAUGAUGCUGAAGGGGAUAGCAAUUGGCAUGGCCGUGGCCAUAUUCAUACAAUGUGCUUUUGGUUUACCGGCUCCACAAUUUUUAUCAUUCAAAGAUGGAAAAUUUGGCGUCAAUUUUGGUGGUUAUCACGCCGAAGCUGGAUUAGGAGGACUGCUGACCGGCAAUAACGCCCAUGGGGGACUUUCAGCAUCGGCAGGGACACCUCACGGACAGCAGGCUGGAGCAGGAUUAAGCGGCAUUUUAGACGGAAAUGCUAGAACCUCAGGUGGAGCAUAUGCAGGAGCCUCUGCUGGACAUGGAGUAGGAGCAAGUGCAGCAAUUGGAGGAGGACUUGAUAAUGAAGGAGGUGCCGGUGGCACGGGAGCCGAAGCACAUGCUGGCGGUGUGAGCAAGAAAGUAGUUAAACUUGGUCAAACAGAGGGCAGUGAGACAAUAAUUACUCAUGAAGUACCACCACCUCCGUCUGUCCACACCCGCUUCAAUGAAGGUUUCGAAACCAAGUUUAAGACGAAAACCUUCGUGAAGGAAGUUCACACCGAUCUUGAAGCACCACCAACAGUUCAUUCACCGGUUCAUACUCAUAGAAAAACAAUCUACAGAAAGAAAUUCAUUUCCCGCCCAUACAAAACACACUCGCAGGAAACCAUAGGUGAGACUUCAAUUGAACAAGGUAGUACUGCCACUAACAACAUAGAUCUGAAACGAUUUUUGGACUUCCAAGCGUUCACGAAUAUUGCUUCUAGUUUCUCAUAUCCAGCACUAAAUAAACCAUUAUCAACAUCCUAUGUUCAGCAAGAACAACACAAAUCAGGAAUUUUUCAAGAGGGUGACGUAAACACUCGUUCUGAAACCAAUGGUCAAAAUGGAGGAUCCACAGACAAAUUUCCGACAUCUGGUAUCGCUAACAACCCCAAUUUCUGGAAUGAUAUUUUCAAUAUACCCAUAUCUACGUUGAAUGCAGUGAAUCAUUUCCUGAACAACAAAUCAACUCCUAAGAAAAACGACUAAGUAAUUGAUUUGCGUAGAUUAUACUUUUAAUCUGAUCAAAGUGUCAUGUAGCUACGCAUUGUCAGAAAUAUAAUGACUAUUUAAGUA